GGCGGCGGGGGCGGGCCGGGGCGGGGCGGCGCGCUGACAGGCAGCCCGGCCGCCCGCCGUAAACAGCAGCCGGGCGACGGAGCCGGGGCUGCUCCAGCCCAGCCGGAGCCUCAGAGACCCCCCCCCCCGGCCCGUCGGCAACGCCGCGGCUCGGCCGCCUCCCAGGGGCAUGGGCGCGGGCACGGGCAGCAGCCGCAGCCGGAGGAGGAGCCGCCGGGCAGGGCCCUGCGCGGGGCACCGAGGUGCAAGGCCUGACAAUGGCACUGAAUGAGUGCUGCCUUCAAGCCUCCUUCCUGUAAAUGAUUGGACCAAACAAGGCGGUGUGAUGAACAUGCCACUGCAUCAAAUCUCUGUCAUUCCAGCUCAGGAUGUUACCUCUUCCAGAGUCUCCAGGAGCAAGACCAAAGAAAAAGAAGAACAGAAUGAGAAAGCUUUGGGCCAUUCUGUGAGCCGCUCCAGUAACAUCUCUAAGGCUGGAAGUCCAACCUCUAUCUCUGCUCCUCAUAGCUUCUCUCGGACUUCUGUUACACCAUCCAAUCAGGACAUCUGCAGUUCCAGUGCAGUGUUUUCUGAAUGUUGUCAUCACAGUCCAGUGCAGUCUGCUGUUGUCUUGAAAAAUCCUCACUGCCAGAGCUCUCUGACACAAGGGGUCACUGUGACAGUAAUCUGUCAGGACACGUUACAUGCAGCAAAGAGAAACUCCCGUGGGCAGGAUCGGGGCCAGGCACUCAGGUCUGCUAAGAAUGUAAAGCCCACCCGCACCCUGAAAUUCUCCAAGUCCCUCAAUGACGUGGACCAGAAGGCACAGAGCACCAGCGAGUGCUUUGACUAUGUGGAGCGAACAUGCUCAGAAGGCAAAUUGACCCCGACUCAAGAGCAGUAUUUGAGGAUUAACAAAUCUCAUCUUAAAGAGAGGAAAUCGCUGAAUCUCAGGCCUCUUUCUUUUAGCAAUUCUAAACACUCCUACAUCCCCUCCCUUUCCAACUAUUCGAGUGCAUCGGGAGGAGCAGAGAACCGCAGCGCUGUACACAUCCCCUUGCUGGAGGACAAAGUGGACCAUGACACCUCAAGAAGCAAAAAACUGUUGCGUUACCUUUUUUCCUUCUCCCACAACUCCAGCACCAGCAGCCUGCAUAAGUUCCACGAACUGGAGAGCUAUUCCAGUCACUUUCAAGCUGAGAAAUCCUCCAGCAUGCUGGUGGAAAGCACAGACUUCUGCUCUGAUGAUAUGGGAGAUGAUGACGUCUUUGAGGACAGCACCUCAGUGAAAUUGAAAACAAAAGAGCAGCGGGCACCGCUCUGUUCGGUUGAGAAGGACAGUGACCUUGACUGCCCUUCCCCUCUCUCAGAAAAAUUCCCCCCUCUCUCCCCUGUGUCUACAUCGGGGGAUACCUGCAGGAUAUGUCACUGUGAAGGAGAUGACGAGAGCCCUUUGAUUACCCCCUGUCACUGCACGGGAAGUCUUCAUUUUGUGCACCAAGCCUGCCUGCAGCAAUGGAUCAAGAGCUCAGAUACACGAUGCUGUGAACUGUGCAAGUACGAGUUCAUCAUGGAGACAAAACUGAAGCCUUUGCGAAAGUGGGAGAAGUUACAGAUGACAGCCAGCGAGAGGAGGAAGAUCAUGUGCUCUGUAACAUUCCAUAUCAUUGCCAUCACCUGCGUUGUGUGGUCUCUGUAUGUCCUCAUAGACAGGACUGCUGAAGAGAUUAAACAGGGACAGACUACUGGGAUUCUAGAAUGGCCAUUUUGGACUAAGUUGGUGGUUGUGGCUAUUGGUUUCACUGGAGGACUUCUGUUCAUGUAUGUACAAUGCAAAGUGUACGUACAGCUAUGGAAGAGACUUAAAGCUUAUAACCGAGUAAUAUAUGUACAAAACUGUCCGGAAACUAGCAAAAAGAAUAUUUUUGAAAAACCUGCACUAAUGGAGCCAAACUUUGAAAGUAAAGAAAUGCUUGGGGUUCACCAUUCAGAUACAAACUCUUCACAUUACACAGAGCCCGAAGACUGUGCUGCAGAAAUCCUUCACGUCUGACUGCUGGGUGGGAGGGAUGUUUCUGUAUGUCCUUGAAGUUUUAAAAUAUCAUUGUUUACUGCAAACUGCUCUACCUUUUUAAAAUUGGCUAACAGCCGAGGACUGGCAGAUGAAGUUUUUUACAUUUGCGUUUUGUGGGAAUUUUUUUAAAUCCCUUUGGCAUAUCUGUCAAUGUUAUCAUGGUUGCAUACCUCUCAACGUUUCGUCUCACGUACUGGGCUGAUCAAAGAGCCACAGGUUACUGAGUAGAAUGAGCCUUGGUUGUGGUAUUAAGCAAGCCACUAGUGAACUGUCGUCAACUUAAUGGAGUCUGUUACUUUAGAAGAUGACUCUAAAUGAUUCUGGAAGAUGUGUAGAGUGUUGGUUGUUGUCUUUUUUUCCUGUCUUGUUUUUUUUUUUUUUUUUUUAAGCAGGAUGAAGGAGAGCUGUCCCAGACUCUGAGGGAAAUGAGAAAGCUAGAGUCUAAUCUACUGCUAACACUGCCACUAACAUUUUGUCUUAGGCAGCAGGUGUAAAAUUAUGCUUUACAUAUUGUGAUGAGACUCAUAAAGCAUAUAGCACUUUUAAAAAUCUUUAUUUUGUAAUAUGUAUGUCCAAUGAGAAUGAAACUUGAAAGAAUGUGUCACUUUCAGAACAUUUCUUCAUUCUCUACCCCAUCCAUUCUACUGAAACGUAAACCUCUUGCCUUAUCUAAAAAAAAAUAUUAAAAUUCCAACCUGUGAUUUCCAACACAUGCACACAUUAUCUUACUAAACAUAACACUAAAAAAUUGCCUCUUCGGGUUUCCUUUGAGGAACAAUGUUUUUUUCAAAGAAUGUUGCACUUGUGACUUGUGUUUGGGGAGUAGUGGAUGUGUACAGUGUUUGUUUUCAAUGCAUAAUGGUUUCAAUGCUCUGGGGAUUGGUUUUGCUUUUUUUUUUUUUUUUUUUAACAGGUCAGGCCAUCAACGGACCUGCACUUAUAUACCUGAUGUAACUUUCAUUCCAAACCAUUGCUUAAGGUUUUGUUGGUAUAUUAGUAAAAAUGUGAGCUGUUAUGGAAAAAAGAUACUUAGUCAAUACAGCUGAAAUUGGUUUUCCUUCUUUAGUGCUGUGUCAUGUGUGAAUUACCCAAGAAUUUGGCACUGUGAGGGGAGGUACUAAGCUCAAAUUUGAGGAAGUAAAUACUACAUUAAGUGUAUGAGUUUAAAAAUGGUUUUAGUCCUGAUAUGAUGGUCAGAGAAUUGCUUUGGCUAUUGCUUUGAACGAAAAGAGGGACAUUGUUAAAAUCUGUAUGCAGAGCUUUCGACAGACUUACCCACUUACUGGACUGGUCCACUUCACUGAACCACUCUCCAGUUUCAAGUCAUUUAACCAAAGCCUCAUGUCAGUGUGACUGGGUCAGGCCCAAAGCCCCGCUAAAACUCAGCACAUGAGGCUUCUGCAUCCAAAAGCUAACUUCCUCUACCAGAGCCCAGUCUAAAUCUCUGUAAAGUCAAUGAUAGUUUUCUGACUGGUGUUAGCAGGAGCUACCUGGACUUCUCAGUUAGGUAAAAGCUUCUGUUUACUUGCUGAGAUACUGAAUUAAAUCCUGAGGUCCAGUUCAGGUUAUACUUUGUCCUUUCCAAGUAGAACUUUCAUUGGUCAUAAUCUUUUCAUAUCAAAAUAAGUUGCGAUAACAUAUCCCAAAGAAUAAGAGAUCAGUGACUUUUUUUCUUGAAAUGUAAUAUUAAUUUAUUUUUAAUUUAAUCUUUAAAAAAAUGCCUGAGAGGGGUCUAUGGUCAGAGAACACACACUAAGAGCUGUUAGAAGAAAAGUGUGCGUGUGUGCCUCUGUAUGAUCUCAUGCUUGAAGCUUACUGGCUGUGAUCUUUAUGAACAACAUGGUACUUUGUUCUUGAGAUGUUCUAAUAUAUAAAGACUUCUAGACAGUCCUAGCAAAGCUGCACUGGCGUGGGUUUGCAUACUGUGUCAGGUGUCAGGAUCUCCCAUGCUUAUGUGAUAAAAGACAGACAAGCCCUGCUAGUACCUGGGAAGCAGUCUUCAUGGCCGUGUUCAUGUAGAGUUUGUUGCCUACACCUGCCAUAUUUUAAAGUGCAAUUACUCGGACCCUUUCCCAAACUCUGAGAACCCAGAUAGGUAACAUUCAGUCUUGGUUUGGUUUGUUUUUUUUUGUUCUGUGAAAAGGUUUACUGGAUAAACUCAGGUGGGUUAAUCAGGUCUUACACACCUUCAUCAUUUUCUUCUGAAAUGCCCAAGUGCGCACGGCUUUCAUGUCUUCAAGAUGCACAGAAUCAGCUGCUGACUGAUGCUGUGUGCGUUCUCAUCUGAUCUGUGGCCAGUAGGGGAAAUGAAAAAGGGCAAGUUCUGAUAUGAAACCUGUUUGUACUCCAGCUCACAUCUGAGAGGCAAAAGUGUCUGACUGAUGUUCUGACAAGCACCACUAUGGCAUACUGUAAAAUGCUGGUCCUGUUUCAAUCACUGUCAUAAAUGAUUCUUGGUGAAGCAUUGUGAAAUCUCAUUUGGUGUUUUGGAAGCUCCAUGCAACAUAUGCCAGUUGGUGUUCAGUGUAUUCAGGAUGCUGAGGUUUUCUUUUGUUUGUUUGUUUGUUUUUGCUUUAACCCUAUGUAUUUGCAACUUGGGAAGAAAAACCAUCCCCAGUAAAAUCAUCUGGGGAAAAAUAAUUGCAGAUAAAACUGUUUUAGCCAGCGUUACUACUUACCAUCCCCUCUCCACAGAGGCUUUUUUCUAAAAGAAAGGCAUAGUAUAUAAUUCUGAAUGCUACUGAGGAUUGCUUAAACCAGCAAGGGCUGGUUUGAGCUGGUUUGAACCAGAAGAGAUCCAUCUGUCAGGAUUUUUUGUUAUGCUGAUCACACUUGUGCUAAUUCUUGCCUGAUGUUAACAGGGGGCUUCUGGAGAUGCAGUUCUCUGCUUCUGCAUGGUGCUAUCAAAUGAUAUAAGAAGGCUGAAUGGUGCUUUUUCUUUCUUCCUCCUUAAAGAGAUUCUGUUGACUUGUUUUCAGCUUCUAGCUGUGAGGCACUGAUGCUAGCUCAGAUUGAGCACCGUCCUUUCUGCCCGGAUGUUGGUAAGGGAAACAAUUGUGCCCCCAUCACACCAGGCAUUCCAAAACUUCCUUUUGGCAGCUUUUGAAAUGACAAAGUCUUUUCUGGUCCUUGUCCUUUCCCCAGCAUGAGUUCAGAUUACCUGUGACUUCCCUGAGAUAAGAAUGUAAAUACGAGGGAAUAAAGGCUUAAUACCAUCUACCACAGCCCGUUUGCUAGAUUGCCAGAGCCCUUACUGAUAUGGCAUAGACAUCUGACCAGACUCCCAUGCUAUUGACUCUUCAGUCCUGUCCAAAAAAUCACUGGCUAUGCCAAAGAAAUCUCCCUGCUACAUCGUGUUCGGUGCAUCUGCCAGGUCAUGAACAUGUAUUAUGUUAGAAAUACAGGCAAAUGUUGCAGAAGAUUGCUUCACUUUAUGAGAUCGUGAGAUGUUAAAUUAAUCCCUAUGACUUCUCAGGACUUUCUUCAGCUGUAAUCCAGUAUUUUGGGGAGGGGGUCUGUGUUUAAAAUGUUUCCCUGGGCUCUGAAGAGGUGGCCAGUCCUGCCACCAUUACCUGGUGAAUGUCGUUGAGGUUGGCUUCGCUUCAGCAGGAGGGAUUCAACAAAGGUUACACUAAGCCUGCAAGGAGCUAGACAAGUGCUGGGCCUCUGUCCCACAGCCUGUGAAAUCCUGGGAAUCAAUAGUAACUCCCUGUCCAGCGCUUCUACUGUGUCCCCUGUACUGAUCAGGGCAUCCAGCCUACUCAUGCUGGUGCUGUAUCAGGAGCAGAUUCCUUCUGCCCUGUGUUUGGCUGGGUAAGUAUCUAUUACAAACUGGGACUCGGAUCCUGUAAAGCUGAGGUGUGUUAAGAUACAGAUUUCCAGUGUAGUCUGCUAUGGAGGUUGUGGCCAGCAAUGAAAUGGAGGUCUGUGUUUCUGGUUGGGUCCCUCUCAAAUGUUGGUGAAACAGGGCAAAUACAAAAGCAAGGAUAUUGCUGGCUAGAUUUUCACAGCAUUAUAUUAGAUAUGCAAAGAAAACUUCUGAACAGGACCUUUUAUUUUGUGAUUAUUUUCUAGUUUUGAGAUAUUGCAGUGUCUGUAUAUCCCAAUGAAGUACUGAGAGCACUUGUCUUUGUAUAGAAGAUAACUGUUUAAAAAUUGCAGCUGAUCUUGUACUUAGGUAAAACAUUUGUAGGUAGGUAAUUGUAUAACAUUAAACAACUUUACACUGGCAUGUGUUGUAUAGUUUAUACAAGACACUUCACAGUUCUGCAGAUUUUUUUAGUUAGUAAAUUUCUAGUAACUUAAAUGUAUAGUUUUGUAUCCUUUCAUGUAUGUUCAUUUUCUCAGUAUUGCCACUUGCAGAAUUAUUUUUAGUUUCUUAAAAUGUAAUUAGUUAUUUGUGUGUGAUACACAGGGUUAUUGACUGCAGCAAUAAAGUGUUUCUAU
Oxyura jamaicensis (ruddy duck) is the source of this 6499-nucleotide messenger RNA. It is a transcript of the gene MARCHF8, whose product is annotated as membrane associated ring-CH-type finger 8. Gene Ontology annotation, biological process: antigen processing and presentation of peptide antigen via MHC class II; immune response; protein polyubiquitination. NCBI's taxonomy places the organism in Eukaryota, Metazoa, Chordata, Aves, Anseriformes, Anatidae. Bases 326 to 2032 code for a protein of 568 amino acids. Gene Ontology annotation, molecular function: zinc ion binding; ubiquitin protein ligase activity; MHC protein binding. Gene Ontology annotation, cellular component: early endosome membrane; cytoplasm; late endosome membrane. The transcript is spliced from 8 exons. The record is from RefSeq and is a predicted model, not a curated record.